CGCUCGCACAGACCCACGCGCGGCAUCCGACAGAGAUGCCUCGAACCUGGAUUACACCUGCACCGGCUCUCGCUUCUUACAAACGUGUUAGACGCGCCGUCGGCGUUUUCAACGCGACGCACCUGCCGGGAAUCCAAAACAUUUGAUGUAUUCCUCCUACAAAUCUACUGUCAGUGACUCAGUUCACAAGAAACAAGGAAAGCAGCGAAAUGUGCGGUUGAACUGCUGCUCAUCUCAGCGCUUUCGCUUACUAUUCCUAACAGACUACAAUAAGAGCAGAUGAUUUGAAUCCGGAUGAAAUAAUGACUUAUGUGGAUUAACGCCUUCAUUGUCACUAUAGUUUUUGCUUUUUCGGGAUCCUCUGCCUUUACCAUUUGCCAUUACAGUCUGUAUAUAACAGCCAUAGUAAUAUAAUAUCGUGAAGAUGGCGACUGGAGCGGGCUGGCAGCAUUACUACAACCCCGCUGGCAGCGCUUCGACGGGGAAAUAUAACAGCACCUCCACUUCUACAUCCACUAGCACGUCCUUCCCGUCUGGGUUAACCCUCGAAUACACACAGGACCUCCAUCUGAAGAUGAGCAAGAAGAUUGCACAGCUGACCAAGGUGAUCUAUGCCCUCAACACCAAGAAUGACGAGCAUGAAGCGGCCAUCCAGACCCUGAAGGAGGCCCACGAGGAGGAGGUGCAGCAGAUCCUCUCAGAAACGCGGGAGAAGAUCAUGCAGUACAAGAGCAAGAUCAGCGACGAGAUGGACUUGAAGCGGCGCAUUCAGUCUCUGGAGGAGUCCAUGGAGCUGCACGAGCGGAUGAAGCGGCAGGCCCUGACGGAGUUCGAGACGUACCGCCAGCGGGUGGAGGACAUGCAGCUGUGCACGGAGGCGCAGCACACUCAGCGCGUGGUCACCAUGUCCCGCGAGGUGGAGGAAAUGCGCCGCUCUUUCGAGGAGAAGCUCCGCUCAUUCGGACAGUUGCAGUCCCAGUUUGAGCAGGAGAAACAGCAGGCUCUUGAGGAGCUUCGUGCCGCACAUCGGCAGGAGGUCCAAGAACUGCUUCGCUCACACCAAAGCCAGAAUGCCAACUACAGCAAAGACCAAGAGAAACUGGGACAGCUUCACAAAGCGGAGGUGGAUUCACUGACCGAAAGAGUUGAGGAACUGAAACAGGACAAGAAGCGUCUGGUGGAGGAGUACGAGGCCAAGCUAAAUAAAGCCCAGGCUUUUUAUGAACGGGAACUGGAGGCCAUGAAGCGCACACAGCAGAUGACCGCAGAGAACCUGCUGGCCUGGAAGAAGACCGAAGCCGAGCUGAGGAAGGAGUUCCAGGUGCAGGAAGCGGCGCUGCAGAAGACUCUGGGGAAGCUGCGCAGUGAACUGCAGCGAGUGCAGGAGGAGGCCAGGGAGAGCAGGGAGAAGUCCCACAAACUGCAGUCCUCCCUCAUCGCUGCAGAGAACAACAUCAAGGAACUGCAUAAACAGUUGGAGGAGGUGACUAAGGACACGGAGAUCGUGGAAAUCAGACAGAGGGAGGCCGAGUGUGAGUUGGAGGCAUCCAGAGACCGAGUGCAGCAGCAGGCCACAGAGAUCCUGCUCAAAGCCAGUCAGAUCGGGAGCCUGCAGGCCACCCAGAUGACUCAUGAGGCGGUCAUUCGGGAUCUGGAAUCAGAAAAGUCUCGUCUGAAGGACAAGGUGUUGCGUCUGGAGGAGGAACGAGGGGCGUUGCAGAAGAAAAGUCAGACGCUGGACGAGAGGCAGAGACAGCAGAUCCUCUCCUUAGAGAAGUCACUUCGAGAGGAAAAGCAGAUCUAUGAGAAGGAGCUCAUGAACUUGCGUGCCAAAUAUGAAGAGGAAACUGCUCACUUUAAGGAUGCCCACAGCCGGGCGCUGGACGAGAUCUCCAGGAAGCACCGGGCCGCUCUAGAAAACACCCAGAGCGUCUCUGAGAAAGAGAGGAACCGACUCCUGUCUGAAAUGGAGGAACAGUUUGAGAAGGAACGUAGCUCUCUAGAGGAACAGAAGAGUCUUUUACGAGAGGAACUGGACAGUCUGCGAGAGGAGCUCGCAGCCAAACUCAACAUGGCCAACAGUGAGGUGAGUCGACUCCAGGAGCUGGUGAAGCAGGGAGAGCAGGGACUCAGUUCUGCUGAGGGACACAUCUCCAAUCUGAAAGAUGCCCAGAAGAAGCUUCUAGAAGAGCUGGACGCCACGCGAGCAAGACUCCGAGAGACUAGCAACCUCCUAACAGCCCUUCAGGGAGAGAUGGAGUCUCAGAAACAACAGCACGAUGCCAAACUCAUCGCUACCAAAGAGGAUGAGAAGCUCAAGAUGGAUAAGAUGGCCCUGGAGCUCGAGCUGAAGUGGACCGAGACACUCCGGCAGGAGUGUAAGAAACUGCGUGAGGAGCUGCGUGAAGAGCAUGAGGAGAAUAAAAGGUCAGCGCUCACUCAGCUGGCACAGAAUAAAGAUCAGGAGAUGUGCUCCGCCAGAGAGAGCUGGCAGAGGAAGGUGGAGGACCUUCUAGAACAGAUUUCCUUGCUGAAACAGAGCCUGGAGAUGCAGCUUUCCCAGUCCCAGCAUUCCCUGCAGCAGCUGCAGGCACAGUUCAGUCAGGAGCGAGAGCACCUGGGACAGCAGCUGCAGGAAAUGGAGCUGGAGCAUCAGCGCAGGGAGCAGCGGCUGCAGGAAGCGCACUGCUGCGCUAUGCAGGACAUGCAGGAAGCCCGCCAGCACGACCUCAAGGAGCUUGAGGAGCGUCUACGGCAGCAGCACCACAUGGAGCUUCAGACUCUGCGAGAGGCUCACAGACAGAACAUCGAGACUCUGAAACAGCAGUCAGAACAAGAGCUGCAGACCCUCCGCUUCGAACUGGAGGAUGAGGGCAAGGCCAUGCUGGCAUCCCUGCGUUCAGAGCUGAACCAUCUUCACGCAUCAGCCAUUGAACAUAUGCGUCAAACCCAUCAACAGGAAACAGCAGCUGCCAAACAGGAACUGGAGAACGCUCUGGAAAAGAGCAGAGUAAAGGAAUGUGAGCUUCUGAGCCGCAUCUCAGAUCUGCAAGAGGAGGUCAGUCGCAGGAAGAAGCACAUUGCCGAUCUGGACCACGAGAUCCACACCCUGAACGAGAACAUCAGCACUUUGACCAAGGAGCUGGAACUCAAAGGCAAAGAGGUUUUGAAGAUCCGUAGCGAGGCCAAUCAGCAGAUCAGGCGAGUCUUGGAUUGGAGAUUGUCAAGUUUUCUUGCAUUUAGGCAGUGUAACAAAAUAUUUUUUCCUCAUUACCCCAGCUCAAAAAAAGUCCUACUAAAGUCUGCUAACAUUACCCGUACGUUAUGA
Messenger RNA from Carassius auratus (goldfish), 3328 nucleotides. RefSeq names its product protein FAM184A-like. The transcript is spliced from 14 exons. The coding region runs from base 425 to 3328 and encodes 967 amino acids. Lineage: Eukaryota; Metazoa; Chordata; Actinopteri; Cypriniformes; Cyprinidae. The record is from RefSeq and is a predicted model, not a curated record.